GCCAACGCUUUUAACCAGUAGGCUACCCCACCGCCGCCAGAAAGGAGGAAGGAGGCAACCAAAACUGGUGGGGGGGCCUCCACCAUCAAGCCUGACAGAAAUGGAACAGCUGGUGAGCCUACAGUCCUUUCUGAAUCAUGAAUUUCACGAGUGUCUUUAUCAAGAUAUAUGAAAUACAUCUGGGCAUAUUGUUUACAGUGUAUGCAGUUGCUGUUGAAUUGUAAUUUAACAAUUUAUUUUCAGGUUGUAUCAUUCCUGCCUUCAUGCACUAUUCAAGGUUGUGAUGGUGGCCUUGAAAGUGAGGAAUUUGAAUACACUACUCCAGCUACCCCUGAGACUCUGCAUGUACUGCCUGGUUUGCCACGUGAUGGGGCCUACAGUCUGCCUUCCUACUCAGAGAGUUUGUUGUCAGCAGAUGAUGUUCCCCAAGUUGAAGCAGUUGAUACAGUUGAUGCAGUUGCACACUUGAUGGCUUCAAAGACUCUAAGUGAUAAGGAUAAUAUUGUUAUGAGAGAGAGGGAGAAACUGAACGUCCUUAAGGACCUGCUUGAAGUUCAAAAGAAGAGACUACAAAUUGAGGAGCAGAAGUUUGCCUAUAUCACCUCUCUGCACCAGACUGGCCAAUCUGAACUCAAUGUGUCCCCAAUCAUUCAGUUUCUUUGACAGAAUAUGCAUUUGCACAACUAUUAAAAAAUCAGCCUGUU
Messenger RNA from Haliotis rubra (blacklip abalone), 704 nucleotides. RefSeq lists its product as uncharacterized. The record is from RefSeq and is a predicted model, not a curated record. NCBI's taxonomy places the organism in Eukaryota, Metazoa, Mollusca, Gastropoda, Lepetellida, Haliotidae. The transcript has 4 exons. The coding region runs from base 169 to 663 and encodes 164 amino acids.